AAAUUCAAUUUUGUCUUUUUUGUAUGUUCAGCAUAUUUUAUCGCUAAAUAUUUCAUAUCUUAACUUCUUAUAUCAUCAAAAUGACAACAACCAGAGCUGACGGGCUGCCUUUUCUUCCUGGGAAUACAUUCAAAGAUCCCACGAAAACUCGAUUCCAUGUUUCCAAUACGCUCGGAUUCAAGAAUGGAUACGCAAUCCAACAGAGACCAACAGUUGGACUUGGAGGUGAAAGGCUGGUUCACAACCAGUUAUCAGAAGCAGAACUUGAUGAAUUGGCCAAGAAGAUGCCGACACUGACGUAUGGACAAGCGAAACAAGCUCCUCCUGAAACAUUCGUACCAGCUCAUCUCGCUUUUGAUAAAAAGGUUCUAAAGUACAAAGCGUACUUCAAAGAAACAGUUCACGAAAGUGCGUCUGAGUUUUACCGAGUUCGUCCAGUCGAUAUCUACUAUUACCUGGAAGAUGACAGUAUAGCUGUCGUUGAACCGGCUGUUGAGAACUCAGGAAUGCCUCAGGGCAAGUUGAUCAAGAGACAACGACUCCCUAAGAACGACCAAGGAGACAACUGGCAUUGGAAGGAUUUGAAUCUUGGGAUGAACGUGACGUUUUAUGGAAAAGUAUUCAGACUGACAAACUGUGACAAGUUUACAGCUGACUUCAUGGAAAGUGAAGGUUUGAUUCUGAGUUCCCCAGAGUCGAUACCAAGUGAUCCGUACACACAAUCUCGAAGACAGCCACUGCGUUCAUACACCACUCCCUCUGACUUCGAUAAAUUGAAGAAAUUUUUGAAAUUGGACAGGAAGGUUCUUCGCUUCUAUUGCGUGUGGGACGAUCGUGACGCCAUGUUCGGUGAGAUGCGACCGUUCGUACUUCAUUAUUUCUUGGUGGAUGACACAAUCGAAAUCCGUGAAGUUCAUGAACCAAACGAUGGACGAGAUCCUUUCCCUGUGUUGCUGAGGAGACAAAGACUCCCUAUUGAUAGAUAUGACGUUGAAUCGUCCUUCCCAAUGGUAGUUAUGGAACUAUCAGACCAUGAAGUAAAGCAAUGGUUCAAUCCGUCAGACUUUGGAAUUGGAAAGACGUUGUUCAUUUAUGGAAGAAGAUUCCUCAUCUAUGAUUGCGAUAACUUCACGAAAAACUAUUACCGUACAAUGAGCGGCAUUCAGGACUUCACUCCAAUCCCAGUCAAAGGAAGAGCAAAGGAUCUUUCGAAGAUGGAACUUCCCCCGUACAAUGGUUUCGGAUCUUUGGAAGAUUCCAAACAGAAUUGUCUGAGUCUUGUCCCGCAACCUCCUAAGAAAGAUUUCAUCAAGAUGUUGGAAAAUGAUCACAAGAUUCUUAGAUACGAAGCUAGAUUGGAUUCAGUCCGUCCAGAUGACAAAGAUCGUCGCUUCAUUCUCUCCUAUCGUCUCUCUGACGAUAUGAUCAGUAUUUUCGAACCCCCCCAACGAAACUCUGGAAUCAUCGGUGGAAAAUUCCUUGAAGCGACUCGAAUCUCAAAACCAGGAUCUGACAUUGAGAAUCCUGAGUUCUAUGGCCCAGGUGACUUCGCGAUUGGAAGUGUUGUCCACAUCUUCAAACAUCGAUUUCUAAUCACAAAUUGCGACGAAUACGUGUUGAAAGUUUUAGAAGCAAACGCAGACCAGUACCCUGUCUCCACCAUCGAAAGCAUUCGACAAAAACAUGGAAAAUCCUCCCCAUUAAAGCCAGCGACACAAGAUGAACAGUAGAACAUUUUCAAGAAAUUUUAUAUGUUUGUUGUUUUUACUUAAGUUUCUGCUAUAUUCUACCAUUUAUGGUAAAAUUCAAUUAGAUUUUGAUUAUUUUCAUGAAACUCCUCCAGGAUGAUCAGUUUACUUUACGUUUCUGUUAUAUUCUACCAUUUAUGGUAAAAUUGAAUUAAAUAUUUUAAUGAAAUUUGAUUAUUUUAGAAUAUGUAACCGCUUGCAAUGAAAUCUUUUUCGAAAUGAAAUUUACUUUCAAGUACCAUUUCUGCAUUAUAUUUAAAAAUACUUUAUCAAGUUUUGCAGCUUCUUUCAGAAAUCUAAAUAAGUUUCAAAUAAAAUGCACGUCUUUCAAGCUAUUCUCAUAUAUUAAUGAAAACCCUACAUUUUCAUGACCGCUUGUUUAGAGCCCAUCGCACACAAGAGCUGUAUCUAUUAGUUGUUCACUGUAAUUCAGUAAUUGUCACUGUAAAAGUAUUUUUAUUGUUUAUCUAAUGUUUGAAAAUUAUGGAAAGGACCGGCAUGGCCCAGGAUAAUUGCCUGUGGUUCUUCUUUUGGCCGAACAUAUUCCUGACCUGAUCUAUGUUUUUGCACGAUUUGUAAAUAUGGAAAUUGAAAUAAAUAUAUUUGUAUUUAGA
Messenger RNA from Styela clava, 2362 nucleotides. RefSeq names its product EF-hand domain-containing protein 1-like. Gene Ontology annotation, cellular component: axoneme; mitotic spindle. The record is from RefSeq and is a predicted model, not a curated record. NCBI's taxonomy places the organism in Eukaryota, Metazoa, Chordata, Ascidiacea, Stolidobranchia, Styelidae. Gene Ontology annotation, biological process: mitotic cytokinesis; cilium-dependent cell motility; mitotic spindle organization. Gene Ontology annotation, molecular function: alpha-tubulin binding.